This is a messenger RNA of Mucor velutinosus, 1248 nucleotides long. RefSeq lists its product as uncharacterized. Lineage: Eukaryota; Fungi; Mucoromycota; Mucoromycetes; Mucorales; Mucoraceae. Bases 1 to 1248 code for a protein of 415 amino acids. Gene Ontology annotation, molecular function: nucleic acid binding. The record is from RefSeq and is a predicted model, not a curated record. The transcript has 2 exons.
AUGUCAGAUAUCAGAAUUUACUACGAAGACGGAAUAAAUGCUCCAGUCGAUGGGCAUGGAAACGAAGCUGUUGAGAUGGAUGUAGACAACGAAGCCUUCCUUCUCGGUAACAUUACCAACUACAAUACUUACGUUGAUAGGAUGCCACCUGAAAGAGAAUUGACCGCACUAAAAGAGAAAAAGAUUAAAAAUAAGAAAAAUGUGCCCAAGACUGAAUAUAACAGCUACACAGACAAAGACAAGGCAAGAUUUUUUAUCCUUAUCUACGACCAUGGCAUGAAUCCUAAUCAAGCUUGGAAAGCGCACGGCCAUAUAUCAAGAACAACUGCUUACAGAUGGUACGCAGAGGAUCAAAAAAAGGUUAACAAAGAAAUUGAGGACGAUGAAGAGCCAGUUAAGAGAGCAGAUAAUCCAUCAGUAACAAUCGAACAAGCUCAUGAGAGUCUUGUUAAGGCUUUCUCGGGUUUGACUAUCAGCCAAACGACUAUUUACAACUACAUCACCAAUGAUCUUGCCUUGACUUUCAAGAAAGCUCAUUUCCAUUCCAAAGAAAGAAACUCGCCUGAGAACAUUCAAAACAACCGGUAUGACUGGGUAGUCAAAUGGAGCCAAACCGACAUGGAUUACAUGUCCAACUGUGUUUUCAUUGAUGAGUCAGCUUUCCAUAUUAACUUGAAGCGGACAAUGGCUUGGUCAGAGAAAGGAACUCGAGCUGAAGUGCCUGUACCUCAAACAAGAGCGAAAACUACCGCUAUUAUUGGCGCAACUAGCGUAUGGGGAGUGCUGAAUGUUCAAGUGAGGUUGCCUGGAACAUCCAACAAGAAAAGAAAGUUAGCUGGCACUUCUUCUGGAAAAGCAACAACAACUGUGAAUACUGUAACUGGCCGCUACUUUAACUUUAUUGCGAAAGCGAUUGAUAUCAUGGACCAGCAUGAGCAAUUCAAAGAUUUUUAUCUUGUUAUGGACAAUGCACCCAUCCAUGCAGCCAAGGAUAUUGAGAGGUAUAUCAUUCAGCAAGGUUACAGAUGUGUUUACCUCCCACCAUACUCCCCUGAGCUUAAUCCUAUUGAGCAAUUCUGGCAUGUGGUCAAGAGUAAACUCAAGAGGGAGAGGCUCUUAAAUACUGAAACACUUUCGACCAGGAUUACCGACGAUGCAUGCAAUGAUGUAUUGUACAGUGAUCUUGAAAGUUCUGCUCGCUACUCUGUUAAGAAAUUCGAUGUUUGUUUGGCGAAAGAGCCUUUGUAA